AUGCUAGGAAACCAAACGGAUAAAGGCUUAUUUUCUCUCCUCGGCCUUACCAGCAAUCCGUGGCUCCAGAUUUUCCUUUUUGUCCUGUUCUUAUUAAUUUAUCUGCUAACUGUAGUGGGGAAUGUUAUGGUCAUGCUGGCUGUAAAAUUCAACCCUAAUCUUCAGAACCCCAUGUACUUCUUCCUGAGUCACCUCUCUUUCCUUGAUGUUUGUUAUUCAUCCGUCACGCUCCCAAAGUUGCUGGAGACUACCAUCGCCGGACAGAAGACCAUAUCUGUCAGCGGAUGCUUCGCUCAGGCAUUCUUCAUUUUGUUUUCAGCCACCGCCGAGGUUUUUAUGCUCUCAUCGAUGGCUUAUGACAGGUACUGUGCCAUAUGCAAACCGCUGCAUUACGCGAACAUCAUGAAUAUGGCAUUCAGUUAUAAGCUCGUGGCUACUUCAUGGACAAUUGGAUUCUUGUAUGCGCUUGCAAACACUUUGUCACUGUUAAGGUUAGAAUUCUGUGGGUCAGAUGUCAUAAGACAUUUCAGUUGUGAGCUCCCGUCUAUCCUUUCUUUGUCCUGCAGUGACACGUCCAUGAAUAAAAUGUUGUUCCUCAUUUCUGGAGGCACUGUAGGCGUAGUCUCCCUCUUUCUCACUGUUAUCUCCUACUUUCAUAUCAUUUCUACCAUCCUGAGGAUCACCUCCACAGAGGGGAGACAGAAAGCUUUCUCGACCUGCAGCUCCCACCUCAUUGUAGUGACUCUCUUCUAUGGGACAGGUUACUUCCGCUAUCUUAGACCAAGCUCAGCAUCGUCAGUGGUUUUGGAUGAAAUGCUUUCUAUACAAUACAGCAUCCUCACACCAUUGUUAAACCCUGUCAUCUACAGUUUACCAAACAAGGAGAUGAAGGCAUCAUUUAAGAGGUUGUUACAGUGCUGA
This is a messenger RNA of Euleptes europaea (tarantolino), 921 nucleotides long. RefSeq names its product olfactory receptor 8S1-like. The coding region runs from base 1 to 921 and encodes 306 amino acids. Gene Ontology annotation, cellular component: membrane. Gene Ontology annotation, molecular function: G protein-coupled receptor activity; olfactory receptor activity. The transcript has a single exon. The record is from RefSeq and is a predicted model, not a curated record. Lineage: Eukaryota; Metazoa; Chordata; Lepidosauria; Squamata; Sphaerodactylidae. Gene Ontology annotation, biological process: G protein-coupled receptor signaling pathway.